AAAGUGGGGGCAGGGAUGAGACACUUGACGGAGUAAUCCACUUCUGAGUGUUUCUUCUUCUUCUUCGUCUUCGUCUUCGUCUUCGUCUUCGUCUUCUUCUCUCUCCUCCUUUUCUGCAUCUAGAGAGAGACAAAGCGGCAUAUACAAAAGGAACUUGCUCUCCUUCCCUUCUCGUACGUGGAAAAAGCCAACUCCAUGCUCUUGGCCCCCAACCAUACUUCAAGCCUCUCUUAGAUUCAUUCUCCUAAAGGAUAACCCAUUGCCAACGAAGCUCCGAUCUGCAUCUUCUUCCCCUCUAUGAUCGCCUCCGGCACCGACAUCGCCCGCUCCUUCGGCGUCGGCGGCGGCUUCGUCUCCCGGAUGAUGGCGGGGGCACGGCCGAAUGCAGCCGUCGCGGUCACGGCCUUGGCGGGCCUCGCUGUGGUCGUCGUUCUCUUCUACUCUGCCAGUAGAGCUCUUAAACAAACUCCAACUCCAUCGUCUCCGGAUCCGAAUUCCAAUUCUCCUCCUUCUUCAUCUUCCUUGUCGUCAGCCUCGUCGUCAUGGGUUCAUUUGCGUUCGGUUCUAUUCGUUGUUACUUCUUCUUCACCGGCUUCUUCUUCCUCCUCUGAUCGGGGACGCCUUAAAUCGCCUUGGUCACGCAAGAAAAGAAAGCACGCACUUUCACCGCAACAAUGGAGGAGUUUGUAUACGCCAGAUGGGAAACUUCGAGAUGGCGGCCUUAAGUUUUUAAAAAAAGUUCGGAGUGGAGGUGUAGAUCCAAGUAUUAGAGCAGAGGUCUGGCCAUUCCUUCUUGGAGUCUAUGACUUGACCAGUUCUGAAGAAGAAAGAGAUGCUGUAAGAGUACAGAAGAGGAAAGAAUAUGAAAGGCUUCGCAAACAAUGCCGAUCUUUACUGAAGUUUGGGGAUGAGAGUAUAAAGUUGAAUGAUGAUGAUAUGAACUGCCACAAGGAGGGGGUCAUUCAGCAUGCUGCUCAUGGUGAUGACUCUUCAAUGAACUGCUGCAACAAGGAGGGGGUCAUUCAGCAUGCUGCUCAUGGUGAUGACUCUUCAAUGAACUGCUGCAACAAGGAGGGGGACAAUCAGCAUGUUGCUCAUGGUGAUGACUCUCCUAGUUUGGGAGAUGUGAUAAGUGCUAGAGAAUCAAUUUCUAGUGAUGAAAGGGGUUUAAACUCGGGGGUUUUGUUGGAAGAGGAUGACAGUUCUAGAGGGAUGACAAAUGCUGAUGCUUCUGUUCUAAAUACUGAAUCAUCUGACUCAGAUUCGUCUGGGGAUCCUGAAGUUAGUCAUACAUUCCCUUCCUCUGAUGGUAGAGAAGAUAAUGAUCCUGAUUUCACCUCCAAAAAUUUGUCUCCCUUGGUUGAGGUUACAUCCAAAUUUCGCAGUAAUGAAGACUUCACAACAUGGCAGCGGAUCAUCCGUCUUGAUGCAGUGCGUGCAAAUGCAGAAUGGAUAGCAUAUGCACCAUCCCAAGCAGCAGUAUCGGAUGAUAAGGCUAGGCAUUUGGCUGAGGUUGUUGGUUUGAAAGAUUACGAUCACCUAGAGUCAUCCAGGAUCUUUCAUGCUUCUAGGUUGGUCACCAUUCUUGAAGCAUAUGCUCUUUAUGAUCCUGAAAUUGGGUAUUGCCAAGGAAUGAGUGAUCUGCUUUCUCCUAUAAUUACCGUGAUAACUGAAGAUCAUGAGGCAUUCUGGUGCUUUGUAGGGUUCAUGCGGAAAGCUCGGCAUAAUUUUAGGCUUGAUGAGGUUGGGAUUCGAAAGCAACUGAACAUUGUAUCUAGGAUCAUCAGGUUCAAGGACUCUCACCUUUACAGACACCUGCAAAAUCUCGAAGCGGAGGAUUGCUUUUUUGUUUAUAGGAUGGUUGUGGUACUCUUUAGAAGGGAAUUAACAUUUGAACAGACACUGUGCCUAUGGGAGGUGAUGUGGGCUGAUCAGGCAGCUAUUAGAGCUGGUGUAGGUAAAUCAGCUUGGAGCAGGAUUAGGCAACGAGCCCCACCCACGGAGGAUCUGCUGCUCUACGCAAUUGCUGCCUCGGUAUUGCAGAAGAGAAAGUUGAUUAUAGAGAAAUACAACAGCAUGGACGAAAUAAUAAGGGAGUGUAACAGUAUGGCCGGGCAACUUGAUGUAUGGAAACUAUUGGACGGUGCUCAUGAUUUGGUGGUGACCCUCCAUGAGAAGAUAGAAACCUCGAUUUAACGAGUAAAUGCCCAAUUGUUGGGUUGUUGGUUUACGUGCCAUUCUUCCUGGACCCGUAUCUAGGCUUCUGCUCAGAGAAAGUGCAGCUCUCUUGGCUCUUAUUCAAGGGGGUAGCCAGAUGUUUCUUUUGCUCACAUUCUUGUAGCUCACUCAAGCUCACUCAAGUUGUAGUGACGGAUUUUAAUGAUGAAUCACUAUAAUUUGCAUAACAUUGCAUCCUCACCUUGAUCUGUUUCAGAGUGGCUGCAUAAUAGCUGAAAAUGGGAGUAGCCUAUCGACAAGCACGAGAAUGAAUUUUGAAAAAGUAGAAAAUAUUAGGUCAUUGGUGUACGUUUAGCUGGAGUAAUAACUUCUGGUCUACAUUGUUGGGUUGGUUUUUUUGUGAACUUGGUUCAUGUAAUCUGUUUCUAGUUAACCAAAGUCUAUAUUCAAGAAUUUUAGUCGAUA
Molecule: messenger RNA, 2643 nt
Organism: Cucurbita moschata (crookneck pumpkin)
Lineage: Eukaryota; Viridiplantae; Streptophyta; Magnoliopsida; Cucurbitales; Cucurbitaceae
Product: small G protein signaling modulator 2-like
Exons: 6
Coding region: 298-2196 (632 amino acids)
Biological process (GO): activation of GTPase activity
Molecular function (GO): GTPase activator activity
Source: RefSeq, a predicted model, not a curated record